Messenger RNA from Salvia hispanica, 1018 nucleotides. NCBI's taxonomy places the organism in Eukaryota, Viridiplantae, Streptophyta, Magnoliopsida, Lamiales, Lamiaceae. The record is from RefSeq and is a predicted model, not a curated record.
CAACAAAACCAGCUCAGCUCCUGGUAAAAAUUUGUUCCAUCAAAUUGAGUUUUUCUUCAAACCCUACCGCUGUUUGUUUUUAUAGCUGAGUUUUUGAGUUUUUUGUUUCCUCUCCCGUUUUAAGUUAUAGUUUAGAUGGCGGGAAGAAACCGAGUUCCUCAUGAAGUUUUUGGCCACCGGCGCGGCUAUCCAGCAGAGGAGCAUAUCCCUCGAGGCCCUUUAAUCCGGCCUAUACCUCCUCAUCCUGCUCUAUUAGAGGAAGAACUUGAAAUUCGACAUCUUGAGCUUCGGAGGCUACUAGAUGAAAAUCGAAGACUGGUUGAGGACAGAAUUGCUUUGGAGCGAGAUUUAAAUUCUGCGAGGGAAGAGUUCCGUCGCAUGAAUCUAGGCAUUAAUGAUAUGCGCGCUGAACAAGACCUCCAAUCUAGGGAGCUUAUCGAAAGGGUUCUGAAGUUGGAUGCUGACCUUCGGGCUACUGAGCCUUUAAAAAUUGAGGCUGCAAAACUUCGUGAUGAGAUUCAUAGACUGAAUGCCAUUAGGCAGGAUCUAACGGGGCAAAUUCAGGGUCUCUCUCAAGAACUUGCUAAGUUUCGGGCUGAAAACCAGAAAAUUCCUGGUUUAAAGAAUGAGAUUGACGGACUGCAUCAGGAACUUGUGCGAGCUAGAACUGCUGUCGAUUUUGAAAAGAAUGCACAUAUUGAGCUGGUGGAACAGAGGCAGGCAAUGGAGAAGAACAUGGUCGGCAUGGCUCGUGAAGUUGAGAAGCUGCGUGCUGAGCUUGCAAAUGCUAGAGCAUGGAAUGCAGGUGGGGCCUAUGGAAUGAAGUACAAAAACCCUGAUGCCAAUUUUCCUGCCCCUUAUGACGACGCAUAUGGGAUUCGCCAGGGUCCUUCAUAUGGUUCCAGUUCUGCUUCCUGGGGAGGCCAUGAAAAACCAAGGAUGAAUCGCCGUUGAUGAUAUGUGGAGGAUUAAUGUAAUGGUUCAGCAAGGAUGGAAAAACUGAUGGUGAUGAGCGGUG